Tuber aestivum (summer truffle) is the source of this 8236-nucleotide messenger RNA. The record is from the annotation of a GenBank genome assembly. Lineage: Eukaryota; Fungi; Ascomycota; Pezizomycetes; Pezizales; Tuberaceae.
GGCUCGGAGCUGCGGUUCGUCUCCAUUGUGCUCCCCCACUCUUCGCCUCGCUCGCCCACUCCUGCUACCGUACUGGGUACGACCUCUUCUGCUUCCUCUGCUCCUUCCGACCCUUAUCCUGCUCCUUACCGUACCAAUUUUCCCUUUGCUUGCCACUGCGGUACCCUGUUCUGUAGGGCUGCUCUGGAUUAUCUCCGAGUUGCUUUGUCAUGACCUUGUAAUUCGGACGUCACCAAUCCCCACGAGCGAUCCAUCGCCAACCUGGCUGUGCGAGACAGAAAAGACGGAGGCAGCGGUGCCAAAGAAGUGACAAGAGGACCUACUAUCUCACCCGCCCUUACCACACAUCCGUAGGGCUUUGAAGAUAGAGCGUGGUUGAAGCCACCGAGCACGCACGAAUCUUUCGUCCCCUCCCUCCUUCACUUGCCCUACCUUGUCAACACCCCUCCCCCAACCCCUCUCUCUUUUCUCCAUAUCCUCCUCCCAUAGAAAGGAUCGAGAAUCGGCAGGAAAGGCGAGGAAGGGAGAAUAACCGGGGAAAAGAGGAGAAAAAGGCUAGGGAUAGACUGAACGGCACCAUGACUCGCCACGAGCAAAGGCAGCGGACGAACUCGGCCACUUCGUUUCAUUCGUUAAACUCGUCGCGCUACAGUCCAGAGAUGACCAUGCCUUCCGUUUCCCAGGGUGUGCGGAACGUUAUCCACGUCCCCGCGAGACCGCGCAAGUGAGUUCUUCCUGUCGGGGGCUACAUGUUCAAUUUGAAUCCCGAAUUCCAGAUUCCCCCCCCCUCUUUCUUCUCCCAUCAUUGUUAAUGUUCACCGCUAUUUCCUGUGAAUCGGUAUCUUUUUUUCUUUUCUUUUUCUUUUGGGUGCGAAUGUCCGGGGGAGUGGCAGGCCCGUGUACCCCGUCAUGGGUCUCAUUGAGCGCUGACGCGAUGUUUAUGCGGUAUCCCGCAUGAUUCGCUGGGCACCUUAUAGAUUUGACAGAGAACAUAACGUUUCUCCUAGUUCUUUCACGCCCUCCCCACCUCUCUCUUCGCCCAACGCUGUUUCUAUGAUGAAUCUAGGCGAUCACCGUCGCGAUCUUUCCGUCUUGCAGACCCCCCCUUUCGUCCUCCGGCAAAACCCUCCUUCCUCUUCGAACUCUGCUAAUGGUACUGCAAAUUCUGCCGUUACUCCAUCAACUUACCUCAACAAUAACUCCUUUGACUCGCACGAUCAGUUUGGACUUUCGCCACCUGUUCGCCCGGGCACCGCUCCGUCCGCGGGAACCCAGAAUCCGAGUGAUGGUUACUUUUCAAUUGACGACCGAAGGCCUUCGGUCGCCUCUGUCGUUACUAAUGCCUCGUCGACGGGUUCAAAGUCGUCUAUAGGUAAAUCUUUUUACACUGGCUACAAGAAGAUUUUUGGUGACAAUGACAACAAUAAUGCGGGGGAGAGUCCUGGAUCUUCUGAAACGUCCCUACCACCGAAUGCCACUCCUCGUUCGCAUUACGGAUUUCCCAGGCCAACCACUCCCACAAACUCGCGGCCAAGGACGCCCUUGCCCUCUUCCGAUGUGGUACCGUUCAUUUAUCAAGAUCCAGAUGUGAGUGGUGUGGGUAGAUUAGCUGUUUGUAGAGGAUAGCCGCUUAUACUUUAAUUCUUUUUGAAUUUUAUAGGAUAUUCGUCGCUUGGGCGAUGCUCCUGUUCGUGAUGCUCCAAUUGUCGAUAGGCAGAGGUACGGUUCUGAGGACGCGAGUGCGUCAUCAUCCCAUAGCCACAGGUUACAUUUGCAUAGGAACAGGAAUAAGGAGAGGGAUAAGGAGAAGGACAGGGCUGUUGAGAAGGAGCUGCCCCCUAGACCAUCGUCGGCCAGCAAGGACUCAGCAUCGUUGCCGGGUCAAGACUACCGGAGGGGCUUAAGGUUGCAUUUGGAUGGAACGGCCUCCUCGCACUCGUCUCAGACGAGGUUGAUUAGACCCGGUUCACCGACCCCGUCAAUAGCGAGUUCUUUGUCCAACAACCCGCCUAAAUCCCCUGGCGAAUAUGCCCAGAAGAAAACGUCGUUGUGGGACAAGAUUUGGAAGAAGGAUAAGGAUCAGAGCGGGGAAUCCGAGAAGGAAGCCUCGAUAAGGUCCAAGAGGUCUAAAAUUUCCGAUAAGCCAACCGAUCCUUUGAGUGUUUCUACCAGUGGUAUCUCCCCCGUUCAUACCACCCCAAAGAGGGGCUCCGGGGGUAACGAAUUUGUCAAUCCUCGUACAUUUGAAUACGCUCCAGUUGAGCAGAUGCCGGCCCGAAAGCAGAUAACCGGGAAAGCCCCCGAGAGCUAUGGUAGAGUGAGGGCAGCAAAGAGGGGAGUUCUAUAUGAGGCACCUGGUGGGAAGGAUCUGGGAUCCAAUAGGAGGGGUCGUGGAUCCAAGGGCUCCGAGGAGGCUGGGACAACUUUCCAACUUGAUUCCGACUUCUCGAACAUACACGACAUUGUUAAGUUGCCUGGACCCGCCCAGGCUUCUGAUCCGGGCCCGGACAAUCCUUGUCUUACCCACGAAGAGAUGGCACCAGCACGUAGCGAUAUCACGUGGAAGCCCCCCGAGAGUUGGGAUUCUGUGGAUCCCGAGAAUGUGAUACCGGAGAAGACUGCAGAGGACGAGGGGGGGGAAGAAGAUGCGCAGGUACUCAUUUGGAGUCAUCCAUUAUGUUUAUGCUUGGUGUUUGAGGACAUGGGCUAAUGGUUUUAGUAUUGCAUUCGGGUUUUCAGGGCAGACUCAACUUUUGCAACACUUUCUUGUAGGUUGCAAACCUCUGCUACGGAAGUCCUAAAUUUGCUUGGAAGGAAGUCUUUCUUGCAGGACGACUUGAAGAAUUACCAGAUCGUUAUGAGGAAGAAUGGGGUGCAACGGAUACUUGGCCCCAACGAGAGGCCUCUUAAGAUUCAGAAACAAUUGCUUGAACAGGCCGGCUAUACUGAGGAUGACCAUCUGGAUGAAAUUGGACGCGAGGAUCAUAGCUAUAUGUGCCGUUUCACUUUCAUGAUGUCUCGGAUGAGAAACAAUUACUCCUUGGUAUGAUUUCCUGGCUUUCUUCUUCUUGCCUCCCCUCCCCCUAUGUUUGAGGUUGUCCGGACUAACUUUGGGGGACUUGCAGGACCAGGACCCUGGACUGGGAAAAUUGCAGAAAUAUAGCCAUGUUGACCUUCAAGGCCGGAAUCUACUAGCAAUACCUAUUGCCCUCUAUCAUCAUGCGGGAGAAAUCAUCUCACUAAAUCUGUCUCGAAAUCUCUCACUCAAUAUACCAACUGACUUUAUCCAACAAUGUGUCAAUUUGAGAAAAAUCGAGUUCCAGGGCAAUGAAGCAGAAAAACUCGCGCAGAGUAUAUCAGCUGCAUCAAGGUUGACCUACCUGGACGUUUCCAAUAACCGUUUGGAGGAAUUAGAUCAUGCAUCUUUGGAGAAUCAUGCAUCGCUGGUCGCUUUGAAAAUGGCCAAUAAUCGGCUUCGAUCGUUGCCGGAUACAUUUAGCCAGUUCAAGAGCCUGAGAAGUUUAAACCUCUCUUCCAACUACCUCGCCGCGUUCCCGCCAUUUAUCUGCGAGUUGCUUACUUUGGUGGAUCUCGAUAUCUCGUUCAAUUUGAUCAAGAGUCUUCCGUUGGAGAUUGGACAGCUUGGGAAUCUUGAGCGUUUUAUUGCAACCAACAAUAGACUUACCGGAUCUCUCCCGCCUACAUUUUCCCUGCUGAAUGGGUUGAAGGAACUAGACUUGCGUUACAAUAGCCUAGUCAAUGUUGAUGUUGCGGCAGAUCUACCGAAAUUGGAGACUUUGCUCACUGGUCACAAUGCCAUUUCCGGAUUCCAGCACUCGUUCCCCAAGUUGCGAGCCUUAAACUUGAAUUCGUGUCCUGUUACCAGAUUCAAUUUUCCAUCGGCUAUGCCGACACUGAAGUUUCUCAGUUUACAGAAUGCAAAGAUCGCGGCAUUGGCAGAGACUCUUUUUGAGAGGUUGCCUAACCUGGAGCGACUUGUUCUGGACAAAAACCAUAUCGUCUCUUUCCCACCGCAGAUAUGCAAACUCAAGAAGCUGGCGCAUAUGAGUUGUUUCAAUAAUAAGCUUGCAUCACUACCCAAGGAGAUCGGGCAGCUAACGGAUUUGCGUGUUUUGGAUCUGCACGAGAAUAAUCUGAAAACACUUCCGGGGGAGAUUUGGCAGAUGGCUAAUUUAGUAACGUUGAAUUUGUCCUCCAAUCUCCUCAGGGAGUUCCCAAAGCCGGUAUCGAGUCCGGCUGCGCAGUCGCCCUCGAUAGAGACCACCUCAAUUCUAUCAUCGGGCAAGGAUGAUGAGACGAUAAGGCUGGAUAAUUCGAGGAGGCCUUCGCAAGCUUCCGGCGGCCUACUGAGUGUUGGCAGCUCACCUGGUGGAAGUGGCAGGAAAGGCUCAUUGGUUUCAAUUUAUGGCCCUGGGGGAAGGAAGGCGUCUGUUAUCUCCGGAUCUGGCUCUGAACAUGGCACAACUGGAACCCAUCCUAGCACAAGAAAGGAUUCCGCCGCCUCAAGCCGUAUCUCCAACACAUUCGCUUUCUCCCUUCGGCAUCUCCACAUUGCGGAUAACAAACUUUCUGACGAGGUCUUUGAGCAAUUAUCUUUGUUGUCUGAAUUGAGGAUCUUGAACCUGUCCUACAACGAGAUUUAUGAUAUCCCUUCACGAGCGCUGAGUAGAUUGUCGCUGCUCAAUGAGCUCUAUUUGUCUGGGAACGAGUUGACGAGUCUACCGGCAGAGGAUCUAGAACAUGUGGCGUCACUCAAGGUGUUGCACAUCAACUCUAACAAGUUCCAAACCUUGCCUGCAGAGCUUGGUAAGGUCAGGAAGCUAUUGGUAUUAGAUGUUGGUAGUAAUGCCUUGAAGUACAAUAUCUCCAACUGGCCAUACGAUUGGAACUGGUAAGUCUUUCCUUUCUCCCUGGGACUACAUCACUUGCUAACCAACGUUUAUUCAGGAAUUGGAACCUGGACCUCAAGUACCUGAAUCUGUCAGGUAACAAGCGUUUAGAAAUCAAGCCCGAUCGCGGCUCUGGUUCUGGACGUGAGCGUAGCAUUACCGAUUUUAGUCAGCUAUCCAAACUCCGGGUUCUGGGCCUGAUGGAUGUCACCUUGACAAUACCUAAUGUGCCUGAAAAAACUGAGGAUCGCCGUGUUCGCUUAUCGACAUCGAUGGUCCGUUCAAUGGCGUAUGGGAUGGCUGAUUCGUUAGGGAGGAGUGAGCAUCUGUCGAUGAUUGAUAUGGUUAUUCCAAUGUUUCGUGGGAAUCGCGGUGAAUGCGUGAUUGGGCUCUUCGAUGGGCAAGCCCUCUCGACCGGAGGGAGUAAAAUUUCGAAAUACCUGCACGAGCAGUUGGAUACAUUUCUAAAGGAUGAAUUGGACAAGCUUCGCCCCGACGAGAAACCAGGGCGAGCUUUGCAUCGUGCAUUCCUCAAUAUGAACAAGGAGAUGGCUACGGUGGCAAUGCAGACAAUGGACGAAAAGAGCCUCAGUGGGGUCGGCUCGCAUCGGGGGUGUCCGGCUUCUGGCGCAUUCCUUGGCCCAGAUGAUCUUGUCUCCGGUGGAUCAGCCACGGUUGUUUACAUGGAAGGCAACAACCUCUACGUUGCCAAUGUGGGAGAUGUCACGGCUAUGCUGGUUCAGUCGAGUGGGGAACAUGAUAUACUGACUAAAAAGCACAUGCCUGGGGAUCCGCAGGAAUUGGAGAGGAUUCGUGAUGCUGGAGGCUAUGUUUCAAAGAGUGGGAAGCUAAACGAUGUACUUGAUGUGUCUCGCGCCUUUGGUUAUUACCAUCUUAUGCCCUGCGUCAAUGCCGCGCCUCAUAUUCACGAGACAAGGAUCACGGAUCAGGAGGAGUUGCUUAUUAUUGCUAGCAAGGAAUUGUGGGAGUAUAUUAGUCCGCAGGCUGUUGUCGAUCUCGCACGUUCGGAGAGAGAUGAUUUGAUGCGGGCUGCCCAUAAACUAAGGGAUAUUGCUAUUGCAUACGGCGCGGCGAGCAAAAUUAUGGUCAUGAUACUUAACGUUGGGGAUCUCAAGAAAUCCAAAAGUAGGAUGCGCACCCAGUCGAUUUCUGUGGGUCCUAGGCAGACAUAUCCCGACGAAGAGGCACUAUUCCCAUCGGUGAAGGCUCAGAAAAGGAGAGGGAAGAACGAGAUUCCGGAUGACUUCACGUUGGCUCGUCUCGAUGCUGAGGUAAAGGCGCCUGAGGGGGACUUGGCUAUGGUGUUUACGGAUAUCAAGAACUCAACCUUGCUAUGGGAAACGUACCCGACGGCGAUGCGUUCCGGUAUCAAGCUGCAUAACAGUAUCAUGAGACGGCAAUUGAGAAUUGUGGGGGGCUAUGAGGUUAAGACUGAGGGUGAUGCCUUUAUGGUUUGCUUUCCAACUGCCACUUCGGCGUUGCUUUGGUGCUUUAGUGUUCAGGCAAUCCUACUGGAUGCGCCCUGGCCGUCGGAGAUCGUUGAGUCAAUCCACGGCAGUCCUGUUCAGGACGCCAACGGUCAUCUUAUCUAUCGGGGUUUGUCGGUACGAAUGGGCAUCCACUGGGGCGCUCCUGUGUGUGAACCGGAUCCGAUUACGCGUCGCAUGGAUUAUUUCGGACCUAUGGUCAACCGCGCCUCUCGCGUCACGUCGGAAGCGGAUGGUGGUCAAAUAACGGUCAGCUCUGAUUUCGUCGCUGAAAUCAAUCGGUGUGUUAAGGCCUAUCAGGAUUCCGAGCUGGUUGGAAUGCUGUCACCUGAUGAUCCCUUUGGGGACGAGUCGCUUGCGCAAACCAUUGGCAGAGAGCUCAGAACGCUGAGCAGUCAAGGCUUUGAGGUCAAGGCACUCGGAGAACGUAAACUCAAGGGGCUUGAGAAUCCAGAAUUCGUCUACCUGAUGUAUCCUCAGUCACUCGUGGGCCGUUUGACCAGCUUGGGACCUCCUAAAGGUGAGGUUUCAAAGACGACCAUUGAUCCGGCCGAUAUCUGGGCUUUAUGGGAAAUCUCUCUUAGGCUGGAAGGAUUGUGUUCAUCGCUCAAUACCAACAGUGCGCCAUUCCUGAAGCCACGCGGAGUUGACAUGACCACUAGAUUGAAGCUCGCGGGGGAGAAUGCUACAGACCAGGUUUUAAUGCCCUUCUUUGAGCAUAUAGUCACCCGCAUCGAGGUAAGUGGUUUGUUUCUGAUCCUGAUUUUCUAAACUAACAUGUAACUAGAGCUCCAUGACAACACUCUUCCUUCGUAGGGUCCUCGCACCGCCAGGCUCUAGCAUACAGGAGACGGCGUCCCCCUUAAUGGAUUUGCUUUCGGCCCUCGAAGCGAGGGCAGGUGUUAAUAUCAGCGGAAGAGCGGUCGCAUCUGCAACCUAUGGUGGGGUUAGCUCCUCGGCAUCGUCUUCCUAUUCUGCUUCAUAGCGGAUCUAUCGUUACUAUCGCGAUUAGGAAGGGAAGAAGAAUGGUCUGUCCAUUCGGCUACCAUCGCAUCGUGUUUACAUGUUUUGUCCUUUUACUUUUUUUUUUUUUUGCUUGUUUGCUUGGUUGAUUGCUUGUUCGGGUGGUUUCGGCGAAAUGGGGUUGUACUGGUUUCUUCUCGUCUAUUUUCUCUGCUAGUUGCUUUUCCUCAAAUGCUUUUACUAGUUCUCCGGGUGUCCGCUUGUAGCAUUCGUAUAAUCCAUCCUUACACACAUGGGAAUUAUAUUUUUGCGUUCCACGUGUUUCUCCUAUUUUUUUUGCCUAAUUGUUUGUUUACUGGGCGCGAAAACAAAAGUUGGAUUUACUUUUUUCCUUUCGUUUUUGUUUGGUUUGGGUUGCUUAGGCUGGGUGUGGUUGGUUGGUUGGAUAGGAAUUUGAUUUUUCUUCUCAGAAUUGGUUGCUUGCUUUUCUGGUGCGGUCGUGUGUUUACGUGAUAUCAUCUUCUAGGGUUAGCGUUGCGGUGUAUAUGUGUAAUGAGGUGGAUGACUUUUGCUCGAGUACCUAUUAAACAUAUCGGGCUGUAUUGUAUCUCAGUAGUGGAAUUCCGAUUAUACGUAGAGUUAGUGCCUGCUUGUUCAUGAACGAUCACUCGUUGGAUUAAGAUUAUGCCUAUAAUCUUACCCUGCUUGUGUUUGCGUUGGCUGUUGGGGUUUUGGGGGGUUUGGGGGUCUUUUCUUCUUCUUGUUUCGCAUUCGAUAUCAUGUGCUGCACGUGUGUGCCAGAAUUAAUGAUGGAAAUCACCCUGUUAUACCACUAACGCAACUUCUUCCCGUCGA